Messenger RNA from Ruditapes philippinarum (Manila clam), 3655 nucleotides. RefSeq names its product bone morphogenetic protein 7-like. Gene Ontology annotation, biological process: SMAD protein signal transduction. The transcript has 6 exons. Gene Ontology annotation, molecular function: growth factor activity; cytokine activity. Gene Ontology annotation, cellular component: extracellular region. Bases 486 to 1748 code for a protein of 420 amino acids. NCBI's taxonomy places the organism in Eukaryota, Metazoa, Mollusca, Bivalvia, Venerida, Veneridae. The record is from RefSeq and is a predicted model, not a curated record.
UUAAUGCACUGAUUUCUUUGUGUACAUUUAGCAUUCCUUUCGGAACAGAUAUCUCUUUGUAAACCUAGUUUUAUACUUUUAAACUUUUUUGGAUUUAACAGGUGUUUCGUGUGAUCUGAUAAUUGACACAGGGCUUCAUUUAAAGUAAUUUUCUGUACCGUUCAAAAAAUCUUUUUAAAGUUGAGAAUCCUUAGUUAAUUGAGUGAGAAUUUAUUUGGGAGAUGAUAGUUAACAAUGUGAUUUACCCGGUGUGUAUAUAAAAGUUGUCGGAUAUAAACAUAAGUACAUCUGUAGAAAAAGAAGUAUAUUAAGGAUAUCUUAACUCGGGUAAUAGAUUUGUUUUAAAGCAUAAUUAACCGAAAUGUAGGCUCAAUAAUACAGUGUUAAAAGGUAAGAAAUACUGACGGAGCAGAAAGGCUCCCAAGUUAAAUUAACAAAAAUUGAAAGAUUGUGAAUUGUGGGUUUGGGGAGUGUAUAAAAUUAAAAUGAAGGUUAAUAAAGUUGUGAACAAUUUGUCAGUAGUAAUUUAUAUACUUCUGGAGCUAUUAAAUAACGCAAUAUGUUCGGAGUUUUUCGCGGACAAUGGUAUUGGGCACCAGCAGACGAUCGUGAUUGAUCAUCAUCACAAACGGAAACAGGCCGAGGUGCAGGCCGAGAUUCUACAGUUACUGGGUUUGCACCAGCGACCUCACGUAGUGAAACACGGAUAUGACUAUUCGGCGCCAAAGUUUAUGAUAAGUUUAUACAAUUCAUUGCAAACUGCAGACGGCGAAGGAAUAACAGACGAAGUUGAGUUUCAUAGUAAAGUGAAUCUUACGUUAGGGAAAGCUAUUGAACAUAUUAACGGAACUGACGUCAUCAGAAGCUUUAUAAAUCACGCGGAUAAAAUUCCACAUCUACGUCACGAUAAAGAUGCGACAUUUUACUUUGAUACAAGCGACAUUUCAACGGCAGAACUCGUUAUGGGAGCUGAGUUCCGGCUUUACAAGGAGGCUAAAAAGUCCAGAGAUUCCAAUGUAUUGAUAGAAAUAUUCCGAAUAACACAGGGCCAGGAUCCAGAGGACAAGAGUCUUGAACCGGAAGCGAACAUGACGGUGCCCUGGGACUAUGAGGGUUGGAUCAACUUUAACGUAACCAGGGCAGUCUAUCUGUGGACAUAUCUACCUUACAUGAACCUUGGUCUAUAUAUGAAAGUUACAGUAUUAGCAAAAGAUAACCGUGUCAUAGACCCUGGUAAAGUUGGUAUUAUAGGGCAUAGGGGACCAGACGACAAACAAGCGUUCCUCGUUGGAUUUUUCAAAAUGGCGCGGGGUGAAUUAAAUUUACGUCAUCGGAGAUCCGCCGACCAAUCAGAAAACAGUACUCCAAACGAGGCUGAAAAUUACUAUUACUGGGGAAAAGGAGCGGAUAGUUAUUCAAUGGACUACAGAAAAAGUGCAUGCCAAAGACAUACAUUAUAUGUUAGUUUUAAAAGUUUAGGCUGGCAGGACUGGAUUAUCGCCCCUGAAGGAUACCCAGCAUUUUACUGUGGUGGCGAAUGCACUUUCCCGCUAGGGGCGCACAUGAACGCUACAAAUCACGCGAUCGUGCAGACGCUUGUCCAUCUAACGAAACCUUAUGUAGUUCCAAAACCAUGCUGCGCGCCGACCAAGCUGUCGGCCAUUCAAGUUUUAUUCUUCGACGAAAAAUCAAAUGUUGUUUUAAAAAGAUAUCCAAAUAUGAAAGUUAAAGCGUGUGGUUGCCAUUAGAAGAAAAAUGACACAAAAUUCAACUUAAAACAUGGAAUAUGGAAUGUCCUAUAAAACAGCGAACAAAUAAAGAUGGAAUAAAGGUUUAAAAUAAAUGGUUAUUUCACAGCGAAAUAUCUGACACACUGCUUGAAGAGAAUGAUAAAAUGGUAGAAACGACUUUAGCUCUUUCAAGGCAAACUUUAGAUGAACACGAGUUUCCAUAAAAAAGCUAUGCAAUAUUCAUUCAUACAUUAUUUACUUCAUCUAUGUCAUUUUGAUAGGUGAUAUUCUUAAAUUUAUUCAUAUUUUUGGACUGAUGAAAAAUCUUUGCUUUUUUGUGAUAAAAAAACACGAGAAAUGUAAAUACGUUAAUGCAAAAAUUGUCUCAAAAUAUUGUUGUUUUCUGUUUCACUGAAAUGUCAACACUUGUUUUUUGUACAGAAAUUUGUUAUCUUUUGUUACAUGCACCUUGAUAUAUGAUGUUUUGGCAUUUUGUGACCUGUACAUUUUGUUUUUAUCAUACUAACCACUGUCAGGUUAAUGUAUAGGGGGCAUGUAAUCACUCAAAAUUAAGUAUUACAGCAUUUGUUAUAUGCAUAUUUAAGGUAAUACAUCAAACUUGAAUUCGUCGUUUCUGCACUUUCUGUGACUAUUCAAGAUAAGGACAGAGUGUAACAACUGUCCACAUGUUUAUUUUGAUUCUGAGAAACGGAAACUAAGUUUUUUCUCUCAAUUUUUUUUGCUGAUUAGAAAUCUUUCAGCAUAUGGACGGUGCGAAUAAAAUGGUAAAUGUACAGUGUCUGGCAAAAUAAGAAAGAAAUGUAUGUACUUACACAUGACUGCGUUAACACCAUCAAUGUCUGACUUUUUUUAUUUUAUAAACAUGAAUAUGUAAAGAAGCUUUUGAAAUAGGUUUAUGGUUUUACUUGUACAUAAUUUGAUUUAUGAACAAUAUUUUUGUCAUUUCACAUAUUUAUCAUUUUGUUUUGUUUACUUCUAUUGCUAAUGCAUAUCACACUUGAUGAUAGCAGGCGUUUUCAUUAGCGUCAUUAAUAUUAUAAAGAACAUAUCUAUUUGUAGUGAGAAUAUAGAAUAUAUCUCACGGUUAGAUAUACGUUUAUGACUUAUAAGAGUAUGUUCCAUGUAAGUGUAACGGAUUUUAACGUGUUGACUCUAAAGUAUAACUGUUUGCAUGUAAAUUUAUAAAAUAUUCGUUUCAUUUAGUACUAAUUGAUGAAAUACUGUAAUUAGUUUUUUCCUAAAAAAUGCUUUAUAGUGUGUAAUAUACAGUGAGUAAUAUAUAGUGACUGGUGUACAGUGAGUGAUAUAAAGUGACUGGUGGAGAAGGAGUGAUAUAUAGUGACUGGUGUACAGUGAGUGAUAUAUAGUGACUGGUGUACAGGGAGUGAUAUAUAGUGACUGGUGAACGGCGAGUGAUAUAUAGUAACAGGCGAACAGUGAGUGAUAUAUAGUGACUGGUGUACAGUGAGUGAUAUAUAGUGACUGGUGUACAGGGAGUGAUAUAUAGUGACUGGUGAACGGCGAGUGAUAUGUAGUAACAGGCGAACAGUGAGUGAUAUAAAGUGACUGACUGGUGUAGAGUGAGUGAUGCAUAGUAAAUGAUGUACAGUGAGUGAUAUAUGGUGAAUGGUGAACAGUGAGUGAUAUAUAGUGACUGAUGUACAGUGAGUGAAAUAUUAUGACUAAUUUACAGUAAAUGAUAUACAGUUCAGUGAGGGAUAUUGAUUAUAUCUCACUGAAAGGUUACAAUAUUUCAUAAAUUAACAUUACACAUAAUUUAUCUAUCGUUCAUUUGCUUUCAGAUUUGAUUAUAUGCAUUUUCUAUUCCUUGAUCUGUCUUUCUGAUUUUUACAUUGUGCUAUGACUUUUCUGUUACUCCUGUAAUAAAUUUUAAAAAUUUAAAA